Durusdinium trenchii is the source of this 516-nucleotide messenger RNA. NCBI's taxonomy places the organism in Eukaryota, Dinophyceae, Suessiales, Symbiodiniaceae. The record is from the annotation of a GenBank genome assembly.
AUGGACCAAGCACAAAAGGUUAACCGCCUGCGGGACGAUGCUGUGAAGCACAUCUUUGAGGCUUUGCUUCUGAAUUCACAUCUUCAAGAGCUUGAUCUUGGUCGUAACAGCAUCCGAGACGAUGCGAUGGAAUUCAUAGCAGAGGUUAUUCUGCGAAACAAAUUCAUCACAAAGCUGAGCUUCGAGGACAACUACUUCACAGAUGAAGCUGCAGAGGUUUUCCUGAAACUGCUGCAAAAGGCUGAGCACCUAUCCAUGACGGAGUUUACGAUCCACAGCAACUACAUUUCAGAGAUCAAGCUCCAGCAGAUCGACUUGUUUAUGCGCACACAUGCCCGGGAACUGCAGAAGAAGAAGCGCGAGAACAAACGGCAAAGGAGCCAAUCGAAUGUGGGUGUUGGCAAUGACGCUCGAGAAGAGUCGAAGAUGUCAGCAGGGCGCCAGUCCAGUGGGAGCUUGUCUCGAAGCACAUCCAGGAUCUCGAGGGGAGGAUCGCGUGAGGCGUCAAAAGUUUAG